Molecule: messenger RNA, 2581 nt
Organism: Gadus morhua (Atlantic cod)
Lineage: Eukaryota; Metazoa; Chordata; Actinopteri; Gadiformes; Gadidae
Product: transmembrane protein 200C-like
Exons: 3
Coding region: 172-1812 (546 amino acids)
Source: RefSeq, a predicted model, not a curated record
GUUCACUGCAAGCCGCACUCUUCCAGUUCAGUUUGGGCACCAAAGUGGCGCACCGCGCGGUGCACAGCCGAACCAGUUGCAGCACAACAGCCAGCGUGCGCGUUUUCAAGAUGCGGAAUAAUCACGGAACCCUUUCUGGUUGAGUGACGCGCCCGCUGUCCAAUCGGAACCAUGAUAGCCACCGGCGGCCUGCUGCGCAUGAACCGGCGCCAGGACUCCCUGCGCUCCAAGAACCGCGCGGAGAACAAGCGCAAGCAGAAAGCCAAGAAGAGGAAGAAGAAGAACGACGUGGUGGUGGUGAAGGGGAAGCUCAACCUGUGCUCCCCGGCGGGGCUUGUGGCGGCGGUGGGCGUGAUGGUGCUCAUGGUGGGCAUCUCCAUGGCCAUCCUGGGCUACUGGCCCAGCCCCAACCACCAGGAGUACCAGGAGCGCCGGAGAACCGGCAUGCACCGCGGCCACCGCAUGGGCUACUCCAAAACGCUGCCCACGUCCUCCGAGGUGGCGACCACCACCACCACCUCGACCCCCAACGCCGCCGCCGCCGCCGCCGCCACCGCCACCAGUCCGCCGCAGCUCUACGGCCAGGCGGUGUCGCUCAACCAGAGCCAGGGGAACGUCAGCGCCCCGGAGCCGUCGCACUCCUGCGGCUUCCUGUGCGACUUCCUGGACCGCUACCUGUACUCGGACAACCUGAAGGUGUUCGGCCCUCUGGUGAUGGGCAUCGGCAUCUUCCUGUUCAUCUGCGCCAACGCGGUGCUCCACGAGAACCGCGACAAGAAGACCAAGAUCAUCAACCUGCGGGACAUCUACUCCACGGUCAUCGACCUGCACAGCGUGCGCUCCAAGGAGUACUCGCCGCUCAACGGCCUGGUCAACUACACGCAGUCCCGCAGCGCCGACCCCGGGACGGCCGCGGGCCCAUCGGGGCUCUACAGCGCCACAGGGGGCCACUCCCGCGGCUCCUGGCCAUCCGAAGGGCCGGGCGUCCCGUCGGAGCUGGGCAGCGACGAGACGCUCCGACGGCCCUCGCUGGCGGGCCGGACGCGCAGCUGGUCCCGGGACGUGCAGACCUUCACGGAGACGGUGUACAGCAUCUACCGGGACCACAGCGGCGGCAGCGGCGAGCAGACGGCGCCGGCGCCGCCUCAGUGGGAGACCGCCUCCAUCGGGGCCGCCUCGAUCACCGCCCACACGCUGCCCGUCAUCAAGCUCAACAACCGCGAGGUGGAGGGGGCGGCGAGCGAGGCGGCGGCGGCGGGGGGGGAACGGCGUUCGGAGGACGCGGUUGCGGGCGGGGGAGGCGGAGCCGGGGGCGGGGCAGACACCAAAGAAAAGGAUCCGACGGGCACCGACUCGCCGGCGCUCCCAGAGCACGGAGGACGCUCGCCCGCCGGGAACGCCGAUCCGCAGGGAACGCCGAAAGCGGCCGCCGCCGCCGAGCAGCCGUGGACUCAGACGCAGCUGUCCCCUCCGUCGCCGGUUGCCAGGGCGACGGGGUCGCGACUGUCACUCAACUCGCUGCCCGAUCAGCCACGGCCGGUGCGGCGCUGCAGCUUCUCCGCCUCGGCCUGUCGUCAAGGCGACCGGGGAGGCAGGCGCUUCAGCUGCCCCCGGCUGGAGAGCUCCAACAGCAAGGGCUACAUCAAGCUGAGCGACCUGGGGGGGGAGUCCUUCGAGGCCUCCGACACCGACACCUCCUUGUCGACCUUUGACCGGGAGGGGGCGGCGGCAGCAGGGACAACCGCGGAGGACGUGGGCGGCACUCAGGUAGAGGAGGAGCCGGCCGAGGCCGGUUCCUCCGUGGAGUCCUAGAGGGAUGGAGAAGGGGCAGUCAGGCCACUGGAACGGCCGCUGACGUCUUGUCUUGACUCUUCUGGAUACUGGAUGCUGAUCGCUCCGGCUCGUAUCCGCUGCUAUUGAGAGAACGGCCAGGAGGGAGUACAACGGGGCAAAAGGACUAUUGACACAUAGCCAUGGACACUCUUGAGCAAGGCUCUUUAUAAAUACCACACUGCAAGCUCAAAUAUCAAGACUUUUUUAUAUUUUUUCAAUGUAGCAAGAGCAAUACUGAGAAAAAUUAUGAUAUAUUAGGUUUAUGAUGAGUAAAUACUCAUUUGUAAAACAAAAGUCUUUAGAGUAGAGCUACUUUCAUUCCUACAUUUAUUUUAUAAAAAUAAUUAUGGUAGUUCAACAAAAUAAACUGUAGCUGUAGAAUUGCUUUAGGCAGUCUCUGAGAAUGUGCUACUUCAAAAAAGAAAAAAGAAAGGUGUACUGUAGCAUAGAAUUAUGCCCUGGGUAUGAAGAUACUAGCGUAGGUUUGUUUCUAUACACUGUAAUGUGAAUUACCUUGUGCAUAGGUUUAAUGAAAUGAAUCUCAGGUAGACAAAAGGCUUAGGUUUGGGACCUAGGGGUAAAAAAAGGUCUUGCCAAUGUGCACAUGGGUUAGCAUUUGUCUGUAUCACCUCUGUCAAUCCUAAGUGUCAUUGUGGGAUAUUUUAGUAGCACAGUGUAAAAUGACUUGCUUCAUCCAAGCAAUUUUACUUGCAUUAUGAAAUAUUAAAAAGAAACAAGUUUAUUGAAA